This is a messenger RNA of Paramisgurnus dabryanus, 714 nucleotides long. The record is from RefSeq and is a predicted model, not a curated record. Lineage: Eukaryota; Metazoa; Chordata; Actinopteri; Cypriniformes; Cobitidae.
AUGGCAAGAACAAAGCAGACCGCUCGUAAAUCCACCGGAGGCAAAGCGCCCAGGAAGCAGCUCGCUACUAAAGCUGCCCGUAAGAGCGCCCCAGCUACUGGCGGUGUGAAGAAGCCUCAUCGUUAUAGGCCCGGUACCGUAGCGCUGAGAGAAAUCCGCCGCUACCAGAAGUCCACUGAGCUGUUGAUCCGUAAGCUGCCUUUCCAACGUCUGGUGAGAGAAAUCGCCCAGGACUUCAAGACUGAUCUGCGCUUCCAGAGCUCUGCCGUCAUGGCCCUGCAGGAGUCCAGCGAAGCUUAUUUGGUCGGCCUGUUUGAGGACACAAAUCUGUGCAUUGAAAUCAUGUCAGGAAGAGGUAAAGGUGGUAAAGGACUCGGCAAAGGAGGCGCUAAGCGUCAUCGCAAGGUCUUGCGUGAUAACAUCCAGGGAAUCACCAAACCCGCCAUCCGGCGUCUCGCUCGUCGUGGUGGUGUCAAGCGUAUCUCCGGUCUGAUCUAUGAGGAGACCCGCGGUGUGUUGAAGGUGUUUUUGGAGAACGUUAUUCGUGAUGCCGUUACCUACACUGAACACGCCAAGAGAAAGACCGUCACCGCCAUGGAUGUCGUCUAUGCUCUGAAGCGUCAGGGUCGCACUCUGUACGGUUUCGGAGGUUAAAUGAUUAAAUCACGCAAACUCAAACGGCUCUUUUAAGAGCCACCCAUAUUAUCACAUUAA